GGCGGCCAUCGUUGGGGGAACAAAUGUUAAAAACAAUACUCAAAAUAAUAUUGGUGGAGAGAGAGAGCUAGUUACAUUCGGAUUUCCGUAUACAAUAAAUGGAUAUCAUAAUAUGAGUAGCGAGGAGACGUCGAUGACUGCCGUGGAAAAUACCCCCGAGACAGUCAAUAAACCAAAACGCAAGAAAACAACGAGAGCAUGCAACCAUUGUCAUAAGGCCCAUAUGACAUGCGACAGUAGUCGUCCCUGUAAACGAUGCAUACAACGAGGAUUAGAACUCACAUGCGAAGAUGCACCACGAAAGAGAAAGAAGUACUUGGCCGAUGUUCCCAAUGCCUCGUUAGUGCCGAGUCGUAUGGAACUGACAAUCUCGGAAAUUCAACAACCAACAAAUCUGGGACGAAUAACUUAUGAAGCCACUAUGUUUCAACAUAGUGCUACCGUGCCCAACAUGGUACAAACUGCCGACAGUAUGAAUUAUACUAUUCCCUCUAAUGAUUUCCACACUCAGCCGUUAUUCCCGCAACGUCAUUUACCCCAUCAUUUACAACGAUCUAAUUCACAUACCCAACCUCACGUGCAACCUUUAUUCCCCCAUAGUCAACCACCGUCACAGCAUCCACACACACAGCCUCAGGGUAUGCCUGCUAAGAGAAGGACAAACUUUUUGUCCUCGGCUGCUGAUUUGGAGUACUCUACCUUGUCAAGUAUAUUACAAGAUAGUUUUGGUCAUCCAACUACAUCCAAUGAAGGCACACCCAAUUCAUCAGGAUCUCCCCACAACCAACUACAAAAUAAUUACUCGCAAUCAGGUUCAAUAAUAAACUCACCCAGUGAAAUCCAGACAUUACCAAAAAUACCAGCAACCCACUCAACCACCCUGUCUCCAUUGACACAACCUCAUGAACCCGAGUCACGAACUUCCAUUUACGACGAUCUGAGGUAUCCUAAAUGCGACGAAUCUAUUAACCAGUAUUUCAUUGGCCGAACUGAAGCAGACCAUAUCCUGUUGUUCCCCGAUAUAAUCACCGCCAUCGAGAAUAUGAAAGCCAAUGAUCCAGCCGUGUAUUACGAACGAAAUUCCAAACUGACAUUAUCGUUCUCCAUUGGCAUAUUACCCGAGGAUAACCACUAUAACAAGCAGACUAACGGGGCAAGCGCUGAAGAUGGAUUGUUCAAAGAACCAGAGGAAAUUUAUGAUAAAGUCAAGAAACCGUUUUCUUAUACUCCGGGAUAUCAUCGAUUAAUUGCAUAUUUAAGAAAGAGAUUUUCCAAACCAAUGUUGGUGGAAAUGGCCGAGUCUAUGGCUGCAUAUAGACCUUCAUUUAUUGCGUGUACGAACUCGCUAAAGGAAGGCGAUUUGAUCUUUAUGGAGCAAUGUUUCCAGCGUACGUUGUUAACAUAUGAUAAUUUCAUCAGAAUUAGUGGUACGCCCACCAUUGUCUGGAGAAGAACGGGAGAGAUUGCCUAUGUUGGAAACGAGUUUUGCAUAUUGACUGGAUGGACGAGACAAGAAUUGGUUGGAGGAAAACAAAAGAAGUUUAUUGUCGAGCUAUUAGACGAUAAGUCCGUGUUGGAAUAUUUCCAUAUCUUUUCUCAUAUUGCGUUUGGAGAUUUCUUGGGUGCAACCAUGACGGAAUGUACGUUGUUAACUCCAAAUAAGGACGUGAAAAUCAGAGCUGGGUGUAUGUGGACACUAAAGAGAGAUGUGUUUGGUAUUCCAAUGAUGAUUGUUGGCAAUUUCCUCCCCAUAAUAUAGAAAUCUGUAACAAUAUAGUAUUAUGUAUUUAUUUUAUAUGUGCAAUUUUUACACAAAAAAUUUGU
This is a messenger RNA of Spathaspora passalidarum NRRL Y-27907, 1824 nucleotides long. RefSeq names its product Zcf11p (gene ZCF11). Gene Ontology annotation, biological process: cellular response to starvation; regulation of DNA-templated transcription. The transcript is spliced from 2 exons. Bases 113 to 1759 code for a protein of 548 amino acids. Gene Ontology annotation, cellular component: nucleus. Gene Ontology annotation, molecular function: DNA-binding transcription factor activity, RNA polymerase II-specific; RNA polymerase II transcription regulatory region sequence-specific DNA binding; zinc ion binding. The record is from RefSeq and is a predicted model, not a curated record. Lineage: Eukaryota; Fungi; Ascomycota; Pichiomycetes; Serinales; Debaryomycetaceae.